Molecule: messenger RNA, 855 nt
Organism: Penicillium atrosanguineum
Lineage: Eukaryota; Fungi; Ascomycota; Eurotiomycetes; Eurotiales; Aspergillaceae
Product: Peptidase M20
Exons: 5
Coding region: 1-855 (284 amino acids)
Source: RefSeq, a predicted model, not a curated record
AUGUCUGCCCAUGCCUCACCGGCUAGCCGUUGUUUGCAAUGGAGCUGCGGCCGACUCGUCAUCGUCUUUGAGCUAAAUGACCCACAGCAGCCGACCCCAUUAGCCAACGAUGCACGUGCAGAAGGCUCCCCUUUAACUGCUUACGUCGUGGCGCAUGACGCUGAUUUUGGCGAGAAGGAAGCAAGCCAAUUUUCCGAAAAAGUCAAGCUUUCCGACGGGUCUUGGCAGACGAUAUCUAUCGAAGGUCUUCCCAGCGGUAGACUACCUGAUGCCACAUCUCGUUUGAGUGGAAGCUCAUUCGAGGGACAAGAUUGGAAUCCAGACGGGUCCCUGUGGGUAUAUUAUGCCACUACCACUGGCACUACAGCAAAGAUCAUCGAAGUUCGACGGACGCCUAGUAGCCCUUGUAAAAUCGAAAAUAUACUACCUCCACAAGCUAUAGCGCUUCCCGGAUCGGCGAUUUCCAACUUCAUCGACCGGGCCUCUAUUGACAUCUAUCUCCAGGACCACCAAAAGAUACCAGGAAGGGGAAAAAUCGGGAAAAUAGCUGGACUAGUGAAUGCGGGUGUGGUCAUUGGUGGUGACAAAGUACAAGUCAACACCCCGAUCGUGACCUUCAACUAUGCCGGGAAAAAACCUGUACUCGUGGUGGAUAACAACAAUCCCCGUAUGAUCCAGGACUAUGUCGGUGGUGCUGUAACCGCUGUAGAGAAGCUCUAUCCAGACUCCUGGCUAGGGGUAAUUCACCAUGGAACCCCUAUUCUCUUUUAUAGGUCUCUUAGUCCGGUUGGAGCAAUUGAGACAAAGGUCCUCAAUGGGAGUGGCUGGGAACAAGGUGCUACCGUAUUCGAAUGA